AUGGAUAAUAAAGAUAAACUAAAACAACAAUUAGAUAAUAAUAAUAAUACUCCUUAUUCAUUUACAGGAAAAUUAAAAGGUCUAUUAAAAAACUCAUGGCUAAUUAAUAAUAAAAAAGAAUCAUCAUCAUCAAUAGUUCCAUCUUCAUUUAUAAAACCAUUUAAAUUUGAUCCACCUCAAACUACAUUACCACAAUAUAAAUUACCAGGAGCAUUUAAUAAUAAUAUUACACCAGCAAAAGAAGAGGUUACAGUAGACCCCGAUCAAUCUACAAAUGAAAUAUUAUCAAAUUUUUUUAAAAGAAAAGGUGAUAAACCUUUAAAUGAUAUUGAAUAUGAAGGUGUUAUGUCAUUAAUAAAUAAAUCAAAAUUAACAACUCCUAAUAUUAACUCAUCAAUGAUUGAAUUAUCAAGGAAAAGAUUAAAUGAAUCUGAAGAUGAAGAUGUUUCACAUUUAAAUAGAAAGUCAAAACAACAAAAAUUAAUCAAACGUGAUCCAAAUACAACUAUAAAUACACCGGGUUAUAAACCAAAUUAUAAAUCAAUCAACGAAUCAACAUUUGAUAAUUUUAAUAAUACUACAAUAUCACAUUUACCUCAUUUAAAACGAGUUUUUGAAUUUAAUGGUGUUCCAUCUCCUUAUAGAACUAAAAUUAGACCACCAGUAUUGAAAAGAAAACCAGAAAUAAGUAAAAAUCAUCAAUCAAUGACAAUUGAUGAUUCCAUAAUUAAAAGAAAUGACAAUAUGACAUUUUCAGAAGAUAAUAAACCAAAAAGUGAAACUGCAAGAGGAUUAUUAGAUGUAUUAGAUAAAGAAAAAGAAAAAACUCCAAUAGAAUCAAAAUCAGAAGGUAGUUCUGAUAAAUUAAAAUUAUUUAUAAAUCCAUAUGGUGCAUCAAGAAAGAAAAGUAAACCAGUAAAACAAGCAUCACAAUUAAAUGGUACUACUAAAAAAAGAUCAAUAUGUAUAAACGCAAAUGAUAUAGAAAAGACUAAAAAUUAUGAUAAAUCAGAGUCAUUACCAACAAUACUGAAAUUGAAACCAGAAAAUAAUGGUACAACAACUAUUCCAAAAUCUAAAUUUAAUUUUGAAUUUCCAAAACCUGAAUUAAUUAAAGUAGAGUUAGAUAAUAAUAAAAUUAACAAAUAUAAAAAACUCUUUGAGUUUUAA
Molecule: messenger RNA, 1170 nt
Organism: Insectozyma verbasci
Lineage: Eukaryota; Fungi; Ascomycota; Pichiomycetes; Serinales; Debaryomycetaceae
Source: the annotation of a GenBank genome assembly